Messenger RNA from Mytilus trossulus (common blue mussel), 2562 nucleotides. RefSeq lists its product as uncharacterized. The record is from RefSeq and is a predicted model, not a curated record. NCBI's taxonomy places the organism in Eukaryota, Metazoa, Mollusca, Bivalvia, Mytilida, Mytilidae. The transcript is spliced from 2 exons. The coding region runs from base 1 to 2562 and encodes 853 amino acids.
AUGCAUACACUUAUACUCAAAUGGGACCAAACCCUCUUCCAUUGUUCAAAGUGGUUAGUGGUCCUCCUCAAACAACACUGCGAAAGACAUCUCAAAACUCUCACUGGCGAGUUUAACACCAUUUUGAAUAGCUGCAAAAGAGAUCUAACAUCGGACAAUUGUGAUGCUAUCAACACUCGUCUCAAGGAUAUAACUACUAUACAAUCCAACAACUUAAGUGAAAGACAAAAACGAAAAUUCCGCAGGGAUGGCAUAGAAUACACACACCCUUCCUUACCAUCAGAGAGAAAGACAAAGCGAAUUAGACGCUUUAAACGUAGACCUCAAAAGACUGAUUCACCCUCCAACAUCGUGGUCAAUCUUUCUCAACACCAAUUAACGGACUCGGAAAAAUCUCUUCUCUCUAGAGGACUUAACUUCUGUCCUCUACCUGCUCCUGUCAAUGACACCAAAUUGUCGGAAGACCUUGACGUUUUUGCCAGAAGUCUACGUAUUAAGGAAUAUUUCGCGUCGAAGGAGGAUAACAUAAUAAGCGCGGAUGGGGACUCAGAAAUUUCAGAAGAAGAGAACAACUACAAAUUUAUUAAAAAGAGUUCUUGGAUCCCUAAACCGAGCAAAAAUGCUACCUUGGAAUCUUUUAUUGAUAACUUUAAGUCGGACGUUAUUAAAAACACUAAAAAUAACAAUAAACCUUUUGACAAUCUUACCAAUGAAGAACGGACUGCACUGAAAAACUUACGAUCUAACAACAAUAUCGUUAUUAAACCUGCAGACAAGGGCAGUGCAGUGGUUGUCAUGGAUAAAACUGCCUAUAUUCAAGAGGCUGAACGACAACUUAGCGAUGCAAGGUUCUACCAAAAACUAGACUCUGAUCCUACUACAUCUUUUAGCAGAGAUAUUACUAAUAGUUUGGUAGAAAUGCACGACGAUGGUUUCAUCGAUGACAAAACUCUUGAAUAUUUGAAACCAGAAAACCCAAAACCGGGCAGAUUUUAUCUAUUACCUAAAAUUCAUAAGGCCAAUAACCCAGGAAGACCUAUAGUUUCAGCGAACGGUCAUCCGACGGAAAAAAUAUCGGAAUUUGUUGACUUCCAUCUUCGUCAACAUGUUGAAGACUUACCAUCUCACAUCAAAGAUACAACCGAUUAUCUUAGAAAAAUACAGGCCUUAAACCCACUCCCCUCCGACACGACUCUUGUUUCCAUGGAUGUUACCUCCCUCUACACUAAUAUUCCACAUGCAGAUGGCAUCGAUGCAUGCAAAGAAGUUUGGAAUUCCAGACCAGUGAAAUAUUCACCUACUGAAUGCCUGGUCAAAAUGCUCACGCUGGUACUUAAGAAAAACAACUUCACUUUUGAUGGAGAUCAUUAUUUGCAAGUAAAUGGAACUGCCAUGAGCACCAAAAUGGCUCCGUCAUAUGCCAACAUAUUUAUGGGCAAAUUAGAGAAACAACUCCUUGAAACUUCCAUCGAAAAACCGCUUUCCUGGUUUAGAUUUAUAGAUGAUGUGGAUAUGAAAUGGAAUAAAAGCGACGAGGAUUUAGACACUUUUAUCACUCAUGCCAACAACAUACAUCCAAGUAUCAAAUUUACUCAUGAGAGGUCUAAAUCCAAAAUCGCCUUCCUCGAUACUUCAAGUUCGCUCACAGAGGGCAUCAUAUCUACAGAUUUAUAUUCUAAGCCUACUGACACUCAUCAAUAUUUGUCCCCUAAAAGUUGCCAUCCUGCUCACCUUACCAAGAGCAUUCCAUACAGUCAGGCACUUAGAGUCAAGCGAAUAUGCUCCAACACAGAAACAACUAAAAGACAACUGCGUAAACUUGAAACUCGCUUGAUGAAAAGGGGCUACAAACACAGAAAUAUCAAAAAAAGCUUUCAGAAAGCGGAGUCAAUUCCAAGGAGUGAACUAUUGGAAUACAAAGUUAAAAAGAAAAACAAAAGGACUCCAUGUGUUCUUACUUAUCACCCAUCUCUCAAAAACAGCUUUGGUGUCAUUCGUGAGCAUUGGAAAUCAGUUGAAAAGAAUUCGAAACUGUCCAAGAUUUUCCCUGAGCCUCCAAUGAUAGCUUUUAGGCAACCUAGUAGUCUACGGAACCUACUAGUGCGGGCUGAAGUGUCUGAUAAUAGAAGUACUCCUGGAGAAUGUCGUUCGUGUGGAGAAAAACGCUGCAAAUGCUGUUUACAGAUGCAGCAUUCGUCAACAUUUCACAGUAAGGCAACCGAAAAUAACUAUAAGAUAUUUUGCAAUGUUACCUGCAAAAGUAUGAAUGUUAUUUACAUACUAGAAUGUUCGGUUUGUGGCCUCCAAUAUGUUGGUGAAUCAAAGCAGCCUUUCCACAAACGCCUCAAUGGCCAUAGGAGUGAUAUAUCUAAGAAGCCACUUCUUCCAGUCUCUCAGCACUUCAGACAGUCAGAUCACAAACUUGAUGACUUUAACCGCAUGAAAAUUCUAGUGAUUGAACAGAACAUUCACUGGAGUGAUGCACAGCGACAGGUUCGGGAAAGCUUUUGGAUAAAGGAACUUAAUGUACAUCACCCAAACGGCAUCAAUAAGAAAUACUAA